UUGCGAGCGCCGUAAAAACUCGACUAAAACUAAAAACUAAUUUAUGAUAAAACCUUUGGUAGAGCAAGUACGGUACUGUGUUAGUUGACCCCUGUAUUGUGCACAGUGUAACCCCUUCAUUGUUCAAGAACACGGAUAUCAGAACGCAAGUCUUUUCGAAUAACUGAGAUGAGUAAUGGUUUGGCAACACUAAUGUUGUAAAUAUAACAACCGACGACGAACACUUAUAAUACUUAGAACAGUUUUUAGCUACUAACCUGAGAAAAAAAAGUUUGACCAAACAACAGUAUCUUAAAAGUAUUAUUAUUCAUCAAGAUCAGCUGUUUGGAAACGGAGUAGAUCUAGAUCGAGAUCUCUUGGCUGCUGCUGUGUCUGUCCAGGAUCUGACAGUAAUUUCAGAGACGUCUGAACCUAACUGGAUGUUUGGUUUCCCGCAGAUAAAGAACGAUGUCAUUUCAGCCAGAGCCUCAACUCUUCAAUGAGACGUGUGCCCCCUUACAGUUACCCUGUUACGGCAACACGUUCCACAUCGACCCCUGUGACUGCCGGGUGUUUAUACAAUGCGUCAACCUAAAUCAGAUCGUGCGUACGUCAUGCUCGACCGGCACUCUCUUUGACCCCGCCUCCGGGGGGUGUCAGUUGGAGGAACUGGUGCUAGAAGACGGGAAGUGUGAUCUGGUGAAGCCUUGGCAGAGAUGUGAAGACAUGGUGACGGAUCCCUAUGACCAGAACUACCUAGCUGCUCUCUGUGGCUUCCCCAAUGUAGACCCGGAUGACCCAAAUGGGCCAGGGGGAGGUGGUGGUGGAGGUGGUGGUGGAGGUCUUGGUGGUGGUGGAGAUGGUGGUGGAGACAAUACAGGCGCUAUCGUGGGAGGCGUUUUGGCGGGUGUGGUGGUCGUUGCUGUUGUCGUCGCCCUCUUCGUCUACUGGAGGAAGCGCGGUGGGCGACUCAACUUCAUGCAGGGGGGUCGAAGGAACCCGGUCCAUUUUCCAACCCAGAUUACAACAACUCUAUGAGGAUUCAAGGCCACACUAACCUCGGGUUUGAACCCAAACAGCAGGGCUCACAUGUCACCGCGGACAAUGACGGCUACUCUUUGGCUAGUGCUGUGUCACAGCCGCCCCAGGGAGCUAACCAAUUGAGACUCCCAGGUAGCAGGGAGGAUCUUUCCAGGACCAUCUCUGUUGGCGGCCGUGACGUCCUGAUACAAGACAUGGAAGGCUACCAAGUCGCUCAUCCCAGCGGCACCGUGCCCCGCCAACCCCUCCACAAGGAAGACCACGACAACGAGCAGUUCAGCCGGCCAGGGGGAGACUACUUCACGCUGGAGAAGGACGCGCCUUAUUACUGAAACAUGUGGAGGCAGAACUUGAACUCCUUACUGGCGACAGUUCUCCCACAAUGCAGUGCUUUCAACCGGAGGACGUCACAAUAAAUUUUAAAAAUCAGCGGUUGUGCGACUGAUUCAAACACACUCUUUUAAAAUUGAAACGUUUUAAGGCGCCAAUUCGAAAACACGCGAAGCAAAACAUGC
This is a messenger RNA of Aplysia californica (California sea hare), 1535 nucleotides long. RefSeq lists its product as uncharacterized. Gene Ontology annotation, molecular function: chitin binding. Gene Ontology annotation, cellular component: extracellular region. The record is from RefSeq and is a predicted model, not a curated record. NCBI's taxonomy places the organism in Eukaryota, Metazoa, Mollusca, Gastropoda, Aplysiida, Aplysiidae.